CGACCAAAACACAGCUCUCGCUCCUGCGGAGGCUACGCAACAAUCCGCACUACAAUCCACCACUCCUACGCCGCACAGCACGGGUUACAAGAAAUGGUGCCGAUGGCUAAGGCACGGUCAAAAUAACCACGCUCGGUGAAGACAAAAAACAAAAACAAGCUGCGCCGUCAAAACGAGAAAAUGUUGGCAGAAACUGGGAUGAGCAUGGUAGAGAAGUCGGGUGUCAGCAAGCGCGCAGCCGCCGCGGUACGCGGGGACGUUGCUUCGCUUGGCCUCAGCCUCACCAAGGCGAAGAAAGUUGCUGAUGUAGCGCGUGAAAGUAAAAACAAGGCGAUGGCAGCGAAACGAAGUGCGGAGAAAGCAGCGAGGGAAGCAAAAAAAGAUGCCGAGGAGAAGCAGCGGCUGAUUGACCUAGCGAAGGAUGCAGCGGACGCCGAACACGCGAGCAGGGUGAAGGCGGAGGAGGCCAACCGUGUGGCGAAGAAGCAGCUGGAGCUGAGGCAGCGGCGGGUUGAUCUCUUGGAGCAGAAGAUGGCUCGUUUGACUUCAGAGAAACGGGAGCAGGACAAAAAAUAUCGCGAGCUGGCGGCGGAGCUUGGUCUAAAACGGCGGGAACGAGCUCCUCCUCCUGCUCCUGCUGCUGCUGCGCCUGCUGUUGGGUCGAGCUUGGUUCUUCGGCAUCAGGUCAUUAACGAGGCGAGGAGGGCGGCUCAGAGGGAGAGAGACCUGCAAACUAUGAGGAAGCUGGUUACGGCCAACGCCAACCUGAGAAGACAGGGUAGCCGCCAAAGGGAGACGAUCGUAAAGCAGGCUUCUGCUCUGAAGGAACACGUCGCGGCGCUCAAGGCCGCACGCGAACCCUCUCCGGCACCGAAGGGAAUUUUCGAGGUGGUCCAAGGUCGUUUGCGGCCCAUCGACGCGGCAAGCGGUUCGAUCGAGGAGGGGGGGGAGGAGAAGGAUGCAUCUAGAGCAAAGCAGAGUAAGAGGCGGUCGUACGGGUUGCAUGCGGCGAGGCUUGCUAAGGAGUACCUCGAGAGCGGGGUUCCUCUGAGUCGGGUCGGUCGCUUGAUCAUGUGCACGUUGCGCCUCGCAACCGACAUGGAGCUAGAUGUAGAAGGGGGCAAAAUGAAAUUUCACGGCACGACGGUCAAGCGGCUUGCUCUAGGGAUUGCCCAUUUGGACAUGGCUGAACUGAUCGCCAUGAUUCUCAAAGCCCCCUCAUCGCGGGCGACGAGUCGUUGCGGAAAGGGGACAAGAAGUUUCCCAUCUUUGUGGCGUGUUGGGAUGUCUUUGCCGGCAAGCCUUGGUGGGGACUACUCCGGAUGUGCAGCAUGAAAGACAAAACUGCAGAAACACAAGCAACGCUUUUUUUCGACACCAUCAUGAACGUUUUGAAGUACCCUCGCAACCAAGUACUUUACGUCCUCUCCGACAACACUGCUUCUGUCUCGGCCGCGAAGGGGGGUUGUGUCACUAAGCUACAGCAAAAGCUAAGGGGGGUAGACACUACAGCAGCGGUUGCCCAGGAGGGGAGAGGGCGCGGACGUGGCGUCAGAGGGGGAGGGAGGGGAGGCAGAAACGCCCGAGCACGGGGGCGUGGGGGAAGGAGGGGUGGCAGAAACGCCGAAGCGCGAGGGCGCGGGCGCGGGCGCGGGCGUGGGCGUGGGCGUGGGCGUGGGCGUGAAGCACAACCUACGCCGUCGACCCGCGGCGGGCGAGUUGCCGGGGUGGCAUCGUCUGGGAUCGUGGGGGGAGAAACCAGACGCGGCGGUGGAGGGCGCUCAUGAUUUGUGUGAGAGCACCAACGCACUUGAUGUUUUCGAGUUUUUUUUGCCUUGUCGUGAACUGAUUUGCGUACGACGCGCUAUGGCGAUACCGCGGGUGCUAGAGCAGCUUUUACUGCCGUUCCAGCGCCAAAAGUAGCUGUGGGUUUGCCACUCGUGAGGCAAUGUCACUUGAACCUCGCAAAAGUUGGGGAAGGGUGGGGGCCGGUGCAAUUUGUUUUGUUUGUCAUACUAAAAAAAAUCACCCCCUCUCAGAUUUUUUCAUGGUGUGCGGAGGAUUUUCGCACACGAUACAUCACAUCUUGUGCAGGGCGCACGCACGCUACCACGGGCACUAGAGCAGCGUUUGCUACCGUUCCAGCGCCAAAAGUAGCUAUGGGUACUGCACUCGCGACGCAUUGUCACUUGAACCUCACCCAAGUUGGGGAAGGGUGGGGGCCGGUGUAAUUCCUUUGGCGUGUACACAACUCCAAAACACACACACACGCGAGCGCGCCACGCUGAACAAUUUUUUGCCUGCGGAGAAUUUUUGCACAUGAUACAUCACAACUUGUGCAAGGCGCACGCACGCUACCACGGGCACUAGAGCAGCGUUUGCUACCGUUCCAGCGCCAAAAGUAGCUAUGGGUACUGCACUCGCGACGCAUUGUCACUUGAACCUCACCCAAGUUGGGGAAGGGUGGGGGCCGGUGUAAUUCCUUUUGCGUGUACACAACUCAAAAACACACACACACGCGAGCGCGCCACGCUGAACAAUUUUUUGCCUGCGGAGAAUUUUUGCACAUGAUACAUCACAACUUGUGCAAGGCGCACGCACGCUACCACGGGCACUAGAGCAGCGUUUGCUACCGUUCCAGCGCCAAAAGUAGCUAUGGGUACUGCACUCGCGACGCCAUGUCACUUGAACCUCACCCAAGUUGGGGAAGAGUGGGGGCCGGUGCAAUUCCUACUGCGUGUGUAAAACUCAAUAAUCGCAGUUUUUGGAAAAAAAAAUGUCAUCAAGUCUUCUCUCUGUCGGCGCUCUCCUCAUCCCCCGAGCUAAAACUCAGCGCAUCCGACCCAUCACUCUCACACUCAGACUCCUCAGACACGACAUCUCAUCCUCAAGCACGCUCCUAAUAACCCACUUGCUGCCGUGCUUCGAUUUCUCACUUUUGUCUCUCAAAAACUUCGUGGCGUCGUGCUCUCGUUUUCGGAUUUGCCUUUCGUUCGGAAUUGCUUGAGAGGCACUCGUUUUCAGAGACUUCGCAACAGCAUUGUCUCCCGCAUCCCGAAUUUCUUGGUUGGUGGCAUUCAAUCGUUCGAUUCUCCUAGACUGGGCGGAGCGGAACUGCCCGAGACGGACGAUAUCAAUCUCCCUAGAGUCGCUCGGCAUGGUGCACGUGUCGUACUUGGAAAAAACACUCUCGACAAGCUGUUGAUGAAUCGGAGCAAACAAAUUGCAUGACAAGCCCAUUCAUAGAGGAGGGGAAAGUGCCAAAGCAUAUCAAACCCCGAAACCCUCGGUGCCGGGUUU
Ectocarpus sp. CCAP 1310/34 is the source of this 3300-nucleotide messenger RNA. NCBI's taxonomy places the organism in Eukaryota, Phaeophyceae, Ectocarpales, Ectocarpaceae. The record is from the annotation of a GenBank genome assembly.